Molecule: messenger RNA, 1366 nt
Organism: Nerophis lumbriciformis (worm pipefish)
Lineage: Eukaryota; Metazoa; Chordata; Actinopteri; Syngnathiformes; Syngnathidae
Gene: lg04h8orf76
Product: linkage group 04 C8orf76 homolog
Source: RefSeq, a predicted model, not a curated record
AGAAGUCAGUGUGGAUCGUGUGUUUCGGCGGACUUGCGUGAAAGGCGGAAUCCAUGCGGAUGGCGCGUGUAAAGCAUAAUAUGUUUAAACUACUAAUCAAAUUAUAGCAGUAUAAUACAUUAUAAUAACCCACCAUGGAAAUAUUUGGAAGCAACUUCGACGACUCCGUGUUUUCGGAAGCGAAAGACCGAGGCUCCGUGUUCGUGUCGUCUUAUAACGCCAAACGCUGCGAGCCGGAGUGGUUCUGUGACAGUGCUGCUCUCCACACAGAUGAUUCUCUGCAGAAGCAGAAAGUUUUUAAAUUUCGAGGUGACCUGGCUGUGCGGCAAGGCAAUUACCAGACAGGCCUGGAUGCAUACAGCAGUUGUCUAGAUUGGAUCGGCAACAACAAUCUGUCUAUUAAGAGAGAUAUAUUGGAGGGAAUGGUUCGAUGUUGCACCAAGCUUGGUCAUAGAGACAGAGCGAUGGACUUGGUUGACAUUCUGAGCAAAGAAGCAUCAAACACGUGUCACUUGACCAGCCUGCUGCUGCUUAAGGUCAGCGUCUACCAACAUUUUGGUGCCAUCGGUCCCAGGAUGUUGUCUCUGCAGGACCUGUGCAGCUUGUUGCCCUUUAACCCCUGGAACUGGUUCAACCUGGGAAAGAUGUGUGUGCAGCUGCUCGAGGACAACACAGCCUUGGAGAAGAGCGCAGAAGCUGAGGACCCAGCAUAUCUCGCUGAAGGGAAAGUGUGGCUGAAGGCCUGCACGUGUCUCAUCAGGACCAGACUCCUGCUAGGAAUCUUGCAGCAGCAGCAGUCAUCCUUUGUGCUGCUGCGUAACCAAAAUGUCCUGCAAUCAGCAGAGGAAGCCUUAAAACAUCUUAACCCCAAAGAAAGCACUCUGCACACCCUCACUGAGGUGAUGUCAAAAGACCUGAACCCAGAGAAGAUGAAGGAGGACUACCAAGACGGCGAGAGUCUGUCCAGCGUGUGCUUGCAGAGCUUCAGUGAACGCUGGUGGAACAACAUCUUACUGACAGGAGUUCUGGAGGCCGAAGGACGAGACACGCGGAGCGACAAAACGUAAUGAAUGUUCCUGCGUGAACACAAAGCUGCUCUCAAUGUAGAAGAGAACUUGGACUGUUUCACUUGUUCCCACAAUUGAAAAAUCCAUCAAACAGCAUGAUUUUGUACGUUAACUUGAUGGCAAAUGGAGAAGUACAUGGUGGGAUUAAAUGUGUCACAUGAUUACGAUCACAAGAUUUAAAUGAUUUUGUGACCUUAAUGUGCGUCAUAAAAGGAACAAAGAUACAUUUGUAAAUCUGUUUUUUUAUUUACUUGAAAAUGUUAAUGUCUAAGGAUAUUUUAAUAAAAUAUUUUAUGCCA